AUGCCUGAGCCUGUUCUCACCCUGAUUUCGGCGAUCCUCGAAGACGGUGCCGCACUCACAGGCCCAGGGCAUGAAUCCAACCCGGGCGAUAUCGCCAUAUUACUACUCCUUGACAUCGGCGGCACCAUGUAUCUCUACAACGACGCCAGGUACUUGGCGGAGAAACUCGCCGAGUUUUCCAAGGAGUGGAAAGCGCGUGAGGAUCUGACUGCCCGGGCGCGCAACAUGCUGCGCAUCGACAACGACGUCAAGAGUCUCGAAAGCUUUGCCAACCGAGCCUACAGCACAGAAAUGGCAACCCAGAAAACCGUGAUUCGAGACCUGCUCGGGGGAACGCACAGCCUCCUGCACCAAGAAGAGACGGAGAGCUGCAUCGACUCGGCGGUAGCGAGGAUACGUUCGAUGGCGGUAACAUGGGACGAGAUCCUCCCCGUUCGGUGUGGUGUCAAGCCGUAG
This is a messenger RNA of Parascedosporium putredinis, 456 nucleotides long. The record is from the annotation of a GenBank genome assembly. NCBI's taxonomy places the organism in Eukaryota, Fungi, Ascomycota, Sordariomycetes, Microascales, Microascaceae.